UGACGGGUUCCGGUGUCGGGCGCAGACGUGUCGGCCGGGGCCGCGGAGCGAGGAGGUGCUGCCCGUGCUCGCUCGGAACAGCGCCCGGCCCGGGGCCGGCCCGCUGGCGCCAUGUCCGGGACCAGCAGCCCCGAAGCCGUGAAGAAGCUGCUGGAAAACAUGCAGGGAGACCUGCGGGGCCUGAGCCUGGAGUGCCGGAAGAAAUUCCCCCCUGUCAAGGAGGCUGCUGAAUCAGGAAUAAUAAAAGUGAAAACAAUAGCUGCACGGAACACUGAUAUUUUGGCAGCAUUGAAAGAGAACAGCUCAGAGGUAGUUCAGCCUUUUCUAAUGGGUUGUGGAACAAAGGAACCAAAGAUCACUCAGCUGUGUCUAGCAGCCAUACAGAGACUCAUGUCCCAUGAAGUUGUUUCAGAGGCUGCAGCAGGAAACAUUAUUAAUAUGCUUUGGCAACUGAUGGAAAAUAGUCUUGAAGAACUUAAAUUGCUUCAGACAGUUCUUGUACUUUUAACAACCAAUACAGUUGUGCAUGAUGAAGCACUAUCCAAGGCCAUUGUACUUUGUUUUCGACUGCACUUCACUAAAGAUAAUAUCACAAACAACACUGCGGCAGCCACGGUGCGGCAGGUCGUUACGGUGGUAUUUGAGAGGGUGGUCGCUGAAGAUGAACGAUACAAAGAUACUGUUGACCAGCCAGUUGCAGUUCAAGGAAACAGUAACAGAAGAUCUGUCAGUACACUCAAGCCAUGUGCUAAAGAUGCAUAUAUGCUUUUUCAGGAUCUUUGUCAGUUAGUUAAUGCUGAUGCUCCCUAUUGGCUCGUGGGUAUGACAGAAAUGACCCGAACAUUUGGCCUUGAACUUCUUGAGUCAGUCCUCAAUGACUUUCCUCAAGUCUUUCUACAACAUCAGGAAUUCAGUUUUCUUCUUAAAGAAAGGGUGUGCCCUCUUGUUAUAAAGCUCUUCUCCCCAAAUAUCAAAUUCAGGCAAGGUUCCAGCAUGUCAUCUUCCCCAGCACCAGUGGAAAAACCAUACUUUCCCAUCUGUAUGCGUUUGCUGAGAGUAGUUUCGGUUUUGAUUAAGCAGUUUUACAGUUUGCUGGUAACAGAAUGUGAAAUCUUCCUCUCACUGCUGGUUAAGUUUCUGGAUGCAGACAAACCACAGUGGCUAAGAGCUGUUGCAGUAGAAUCCAUUCACAGGCUUUGUGUGCAACCUCAGCUGCUACGGUCCUUUUGUCAGUCAUAUGAUAUGAAACAACAUUCCACUAAAGUUUUCCGUGAUAUUGUGAAUGCACUGGGGUCCUUCAUCCAGUCACUAUUUCUUGUACCAAACACAGGGAACACAUCGGUGACGCCAAGCCAAACUGGAAGCAAUGCAUCAGGGAAUACUGGCUCAGCACAAACUAAUCCGGGAGUACUCGGAAUGGGAGGAGGUGCAAGUGUAUUACCUGCCUUUGAGUACAGAGGGACUUGGAUACCUAUCCUGAAUGUAACAGUACAAGGCAGUGCUAAAGCUACAUAUUUGGAAAUGCUGGACAAAGUAGAGCCACCCACAAUUCCUGAAGGCUAUGCCAUGUCGGUGGCAUUUCACUGUUUACUGGAUCUUGUCCGUGGUAUCACUACCAUGAUUGAAGGAGAGUUGGGAGAGGCAGAAACAGUCGGUCAAACCACAACAGAGACAGCUUCGUUACCAGCACAGUCAUCUUCAGAGCAGCAAGACUUGCAGUCUGUAUCUGACCAAUCAGAGAAAGAACUGGUUAGCAGAGCUGUCUGGGAAGAAAUGGUGAAUGCUUGUUGGUGUGGUCUUCUGGCUGCUUUAUCCCUCCUGCUUGAUGCAAGCACUGAUGAAGCUGCCACUGAAAAUAUUCUAAAAGCAGAACUAACCAUGGCUGCACUUUGUGGAAAACUGGGUCUUGUAACAUCAAGAGAUGCCUUUAUCACUGCCAUUUGCAAAGGAUCCUUGCCUCCUCACUAUGCUCUUACUGUAUUAAACAGCACAACUGCAGCUUUGUCCAGCAAAUCGUAUUCCAUUCAGGGACAGAAUGUUCAAAUGAUCAGUCCCUCGAGUGAGUCUCAUCAGCAGGUUGUGGCAGUAGGGCAACCCUUAGCUCUUCAGCCACAGGGAACAGUAAUGCUGACUUCAAAAAAUAUCCAGUGUAUGAGGACGUUACUCAACUUAGCUCACUGCCAUGGAGCUGUUCUUGGUACAUCGUGGCAACUUGUCCUGGCUACUCUUCAGCAUCUUGUAUGGAUUCUAGGACUGAAGCCUGGUGUUGGAGGUGCAUUAAAACCUGGAAGAGCUGUAGAAGGACCCAGCACAGUUCUGACUACAGCAGUUAUGACUGAUCUGCCAGUUAUAUCCAGCAUACUCUCAAGGCUUUUUGAAAGCUCACAGUACCUUGACGAUGUGUCUUUACAUCAUUUAAUAAAUGCCCUUUGCUCCUUGUCUCUGGAAGCAAUGGAUAUGGCCUAUGGAAACAAUAAGGAACCAUCGCUUUUUGCUGUUGCUAAAUUACUGGAAACAGGACUAGUUAACAUGCACAGGAUUGAGAUUCUUUGGAGACCUCUGACCGGUCAUCUUCUGGAGGUCUGUCAGCAUCCAAACUCCAGAAUGAGAGAAUGGGGAGCAGAAGCUUUAACUUCUCUCAUUAAAGCAGGACUGACAUUCAGCCAUGAUCCUCCAUUAUCUCAAAAUCAGAGACUGCAUUUGCUUUUAUUGAAUCCACUAAAGGAACUGUCGAACAUUAGUCAUCCUGAUAUCAGGAUCAAGCAGUUGGAGUGUGUGCUACAGAUUUUGCAAAGCCAGGGUGACAGCUUAGGACCUGGUUGGCCAUUGGUGCUUGGAGUCAUGGGGGCAAUCCGAAGUGAUCAGGGAGAGUCCUUAAUACGGACUGCAUUCCAGUGUCUUCAGUUGGUUGUGACAGACUUUCUUCCAACGAUGCCAUGUACUUGUCUACAGAUAGUUGUUGAAGUUGCAGGAAGCUUUGGACUUCACAAUCAAGAGCUAAAUAUUAGCUUAACUUCAAUUGGUUUGUUGUGGAAUAUUUCAGAUUAUUUUUUCCAAAGAGGUGAAAUAAUUGAAAAGGAGCUAAACAAAGAAGAAGCAGUGUUGCAGAAACAGGCAGAAGAAAAGGGAGUGAUGUUGAAUAGACCUUUUCAUCCUGCACCACCAUUUGACUGUCUUUGGUUAUGCCUGUAUGCCAAACUUGGAGAACUGUGUGUGGAUCCCCGACCUGCAGUUAGAAAGAGUGCUGGGCAGACUUUGUUUUCUACUAUUGGUGCUCAUGGAACUUUAUUGCAACAUUCAACAUGGCACACAGUGAUAUGGAAGGUUUUAUUUCACCUGUUGGAUAGGGUUCGAGAAUCUUCCACCACAGCUGACAAAGAGAAGAUUGAAUCAGGAGGAGGAAACAUUCUCAUCCAUCAUUCAAGGGAUACAGCUGAGAAACAGUGGGCUGAGACAUGGGUAUUAACACUGGCUGGAGUUGCAAGAAUAUUUAACACCAGAAGAUACUUACUGCAGCCUUUAGGAGACUUUUCCCAAGCCUGGGAUGUUCUUCUUGAUCACAUCCAAUCAGCAGCACUCAGCAAAAAUAAUGAAGUUUCCUUGGCUGCUCUGAAAAGCUUCCAGGAGAUCUUGCAAAUUGUUUCCCCUGUCCGAGACUCGGAGAAGCCUGACACACCACCUGCUAUCAAUGUUUCUGUACCUGUGGUGGUAGGGACAACGACUGCCACUAGUCUUGGCAGAUCGUUCAUGAGAACUGACUCCAUAGGAGAAAGACUAGGAAGAUACAACGGAUCUGAACCACCUGUAGUAACAGAUGAGAUUGAAGAUUUGAAUCUUUGGUGGGCAGCCUGGAACAGCUGGUACAGGAUUGGUUCAGAAAGUACAAGGCCUCCAGUUACUUGUGAUAAACUGACUUUCAUUCCCAGCCAGCCGUUUCUUACAGCUUUAAUUCAAAUAUUCCCAGCUCUUUACCAACACAUCAAAACUGGCUUCAGCAUGGAUGAUCUCCAAAAGCUGGGUGUCAUUUUGCAUGGUGCUGUUUCAGUUCCAAUCAGUUCUGAUGCUUCCCCUUUCAUCCUUCCGUCAUACACUGAAGCAGUUUUGACAAGUUUACAGGAAGCAGUUCUUACAGCUUUAGAUGUUUUACAAAAGGCUAUAUGUGUGGGCUCAGAAAGUAUGCAGAUAAUGUAUCCUGCAAUCUUCGACCAGCUGUUGGCCUUUGUAGAAUUUUCCUGCAAGCCUCCACAGUAUGGGCAGCUGGAAACAAAGCACAUUGCAAAUGCAAAGUAUAAUCAGAUACAACUAUUUGCACCGGCGGAAUGGGUAGCAUUGAAUUAUGUACCAUUUGCUGAGAGAUCAUUGGAAGUUGUUGUGGACUUGUACCAAAAGACAGCUUGCCAUAAAGCUGUGGUAACAGAGAAGGUUCUUCAGAACAUUAUUAAGACGCUAAGGAUACCUCUUAGUCUGAAAUAUUCCUGUCCUUCUGAAAGCACAUGGAAGCUAGCUGUGUCCUCUCUUCUUAAAGUUCUUUCUAUUGGACUACCUGUUGCAAGGCAACAUGCAUCUUCUGGAAAAUUUGACAGUAUGUGGCCAGAGCUAGCAAAUACCUUUGAAGACUUUUUAUUCACCAAAAGUACACCUCCUGAUAAUCUCUCAAUUCAAGAAUUUCAGAAGAAUGAGAGUAUUGAUGUUGAGGUGGUGCAACUUAUCAGCACAGAGAUACUGCCAUAUGCUAAUUUUAUUCCUAAGGAAUUUGUUGGUCAGAUAAUGACUAUGCUCAAUAAAGGCUCAAUACAUUCUCAGUCAUCUUCCUUUACAGAAGCCGAAAUAGAUAUUCGAAUGAGAGAGGAGUUUUCUAAGGUGUGUUUUGAAACAUUGCUCCAGUUUUCGUUCAGUAAUAAAGUCACAACUCCUCAGGAAGGCUACAUUUCUAGAAUGGCACUUUCUGUGCUGUUGAAAAGAUCUCAGGAUGUUUUGCAUCGCUACAUAGAAGAUGAGAGAUUGAGUGGCAAAUGCCCCCUUCCACGGCAACAAGUAACAGAAAUCAUAUUUGUUUUAAAAGCUGUCAGUACUCUCAUAGAUUCACUUAAAAAAACUCAACCUGAAAAUGUUGAUGCUAACACAUGGGCACAGGUUAUUGCCUUGUACCCAACUUUAGUAGAAUGUAUCACCUGCUCAUCCUCGGAAGUGUGCUCUGCUCUGAAAGAAGCACUGGUUCCUUUUAAGGACUUCAUGCAUCCACCAGCAUCCAAGUUUGCCUUCUGAAUUGCCAGAUAUGCUCAUUCAUAUCUGAUCAUGUUGUUACUUUUUGCUUAAUUGAAUGUAUCUUGUCUGUGGCCACUGGACAUCUAAGAAAGGGUCAUAUGACAAAAGAAUGCACCAAGCAGUCAAUAGUCUGCUGUUCUCAAACUUCAAAGUAGUUGACCUGAAGUAAGUUUGAAUAUGCAGAAAUCCACUGUAGCACUUCAAUACUACCAUACCUCACUUCAUAAUAUAUUUGUUUCAAGAUGUUUGUUCUACUCAGCUCUAUCCAUUUUUAUAGUUGCAGCCUUGCUUUAAACAAACAAACAAACAAACAAACAAAAACAUAUUUGAGGUUUGUUAGCCUUUUUUGACCUUCUUGGCAGGUAUGACAGUCUUUGAGUCUUGACCCAAGAAAGGUGAUUUCAAAUAUCUGAAGUACUUAUUUUGGUCAAUAAUUUUAAGUGCUCUGUUUUGUAAUGUCUUUUCAAUCCAAAUGAAUUGUUCUGAUCUUUUAAUUAUAAACUGUGUCUGAUAUAAAACCAUGAGAAGUGUAUUUUUGAAGGUAGUUACUCCAGAAGUGCAGUAAAAGUUGUCAUUAAGUAAAUGUGAAUCAGUAUUGCUUGCACCUAAUACACAACUGAAACAAAACACUUUUAAUAGUAUAUUGUUUUUAAAGUUGCUGAGUUAGCACUGAAACUCUUACUGUUAAAUCAUUAUUCUUUCAAUAGUGUUUCACCUAUAUUCACAUAUUUUUAACCUGUGAUGUGAAAGCACAAAGGCCAGAUGUAAGGAAAAAAAAAAGAAGAAAAAAAAAAAAAAGACAGGUGCCUUUCUACGGAAUUCAGAAUUUCAGAGCUUACCUUUAGGUUUUUGUUCCUUAAAGUCUUUUGUAGAUAUUAAAAGAUAUCAUCGUGCAUAAGAAAUGGUAUUAUAUCUGUUUACUUUACACUUUCCUGGCUAAAGGGACAUUGGUGCAUAUGAACAGAUGUAGAAGUUGUAGGAGCUUCAAGUUGAAGGUGUGAUUAACUCAUCAGGGUUAGAAAUACCCUGCGUGAAUAAUGUGAUACAAGGGCAGCUUUGAACAAUUGGCUCCCAUGAGGCUCCAGUUUAUGGUCUUUUUAAAAAGCUUUCUGUUUCAAAGUGAAGUAAAUACUAAAGAGGCUUCAAGGUCUUGCACAUUUCUCUGUGACCAAAGUUGCACGGAACUUAAUCAUCAAGCGUGGAUAGUUUUUUGGGGACACACAGUUUACAUAAAGGAAACAAAUGCUUCCCAUUAAUAGAAUUUAUGUCAAAAUAGCUUGUUUGGAUGAGCAGUUCCAGUAUAAUGCAGAACUGGGUCCCAUAUACAGAUAACAACAUUAUCUGUACUCUGAAAGUGAAAACCUGGCAGCUGCUCUCCUAAUUAAUGGAAGAUAAGUCAAGGUCUCUGAGGUCGUUAAAGAAACA
Molecule: messenger RNA, 6690 nt
Organism: Apus apus (common swift)
Lineage: Eukaryota; Metazoa; Chordata; Aves; Apodiformes; Apodidae
Gene: MON2
Product: MON2 homolog, regulator of endosome-to-Golgi trafficking
Exons: 36
Coding region: 112-5265 (1717 amino acids)
Source: RefSeq, a predicted model, not a curated record